GGGGAAGUUUAGGAGAGGACAACUAAGGUCCGAAUAACAUCGAGCUAUACCACAACUCCGUCGCUCUUUACACCAAGUCCUUCUCUACACGCCGAUCAUAAUUUCUCUGCCGACAUAAUGGUUGUUCUGGCAGCGUCCAUCUGCACGCGCGGCGGCAAGGCCGUCCUCUCACGUCAAUUCCGUGAGAUGCAGCGAUCCAGAAUCGAGGGUCUUCUUGCUUCUUUCCCCAAGCUCGCCGACAGCGGCACUCAGCACACAACCGUCGAGCAGGACAAUGUCCGCUUCGUGUACCAACCCCUGGACGAGCUAUACAUGGUCCUCAUCACAAACCGUCAAUCAAACAUUCUCCAGGACAUCGACUCGCUGCACCUCUUCGCCCAGGUUGUUACUAGCAUCUGCAGAAGUUUGGAUGAGAGGGAGAUUCUGCGCAAUGCUUUUGAGCUGUUGAGCGCUUUCGAUGAGCUGGUUACUCUGGGCUACCGCGAGAACCUCACCCUGAGCCAGAUCAAGACCUUCCUCGACAUGGAGUCGCACGAGGAGCGUAUCCAGGACAUCAUCUCAAGGAACAAGGAACUCGAAGCCACAGAGGAGCGCAAGAGAAAGGCAAAGCAACUGGAGAUGCAGCGCAAGGAAGCCACUCGUUCCGGUCGCGCCAACAUGCCCAGUGCUCCUUCAUAUCCCACCUACACGCCUCCGCCCACCCAACCCGCCGUCACCGAUACCUACGAUUCAUACAACGCCGAGAAGAACAAGUCCUUCCAGAAGGGUCUCCCCUCCCGAAGCAAGGGCAUGCAGCUCGGAAAGAAGACAAAGACAACGUCAAUGUUCGAGCAGGUCCGUGGCGAUCUCGGUCCCGAAGCAGAGGCUCCUCUGAUUCCCGCUGCACCUGCUGCCAGCGCCCCUGUCCAAGCCGCCGCUCCCGCCGUUUCUUCCGAUCGCGAAGGUCUUCACAUCACAGUCGCCGAGACCGUCUCAGCAAAGCUUAGCCGAGAGGGUUCUCUCGAGUCCUUUGAAGUCAAGGGCGACCUCCAACUCCGCAUCACCGACCCUUCUCUCACACAAGUCCAGCUUGCUCUUGCUCUGGGUGACACUCGUGGCGCGCAACUAAAUUCGCAUCCUAAGGUCGACAAGGCCACUUUCAAGAAUGACAAAAUCAUCCAACUCACAGACACUUCAAAAGGCUUCCCCGCAAACAAUUCGAUCGGCGUCAUGCGCUGGAGACUGGCUGCAAAGGCUGAAGAUAUCAGCGAUCCUCCAAUUACCUUUACUGCUUGGGUGAACGAAACUGGCUCUGGCACAUACAACAUCACUUUGGAAUACGAGCUUACCGGUGGAGAUGCCCUCAACGACGUGACUGUCUCGAUACCCUACCAAACCAGCGAACCUUCAGUCUCCAGCUUCGAUGCUGUCUACGAAGUUUCUGGCGACAGUGUUGACUGGACCAUUGGCGAUGUAGAUGACACCAACGCUACUGGCAGCUUCGAGUUCGAGGCACAAGCCGAAAGCGAGGCCGAGUUCUUCCCCAUGAACAUCCGCUUUGCCAAGACGAGACCAUAUGUUGAAGUCGACGUCUCAUCCGUAACAUUGUUGAACUUGGGCCAGGACAUCUCUUUCUCAAAGGAUGUCAAGUCGGUUGCGGACGGAUACAUGGUGGUUUAAGGUCUUUAGAUUGGUCGGGCGUAAUUAGAUAUGUCAUGAAAAGCAAACGAGUAUUGGUUACUACCCC
Aureobasidium subglaciale EXF-2481 is the source of this 1726-nucleotide messenger RNA. RefSeq lists its product as uncharacterized. Lineage: Eukaryota; Fungi; Ascomycota; Dothideomycetes; Dothideales; Saccotheciaceae. Gene Ontology annotation, biological process: retrograde vesicle-mediated transport, Golgi to endoplasmic reticulum; Golgi localization; endoplasmic reticulum to Golgi vesicle-mediated transport. The transcript is spliced from 4 exons. The record is from RefSeq and is a predicted model, not a curated record. Gene Ontology annotation, cellular component: cytosol; COPI vesicle coat. The coding region runs from base 118 to 1659 and encodes 513 amino acids.